This is a messenger RNA of Suillus discolor, 1367 nucleotides long. RefSeq lists its product as uncharacterized. The record is from RefSeq and is a predicted model, not a curated record. NCBI's taxonomy places the organism in Eukaryota, Fungi, Basidiomycota, Agaricomycetes, Boletales, Suillaceae. The transcript is spliced from 3 exons. The coding region runs from base 125 to 1210 and encodes 361 amino acids.
ACGCUCCUUAUUCUUAUUUACCUCUCAUCCAGCUGGACUGGACACUGUACAUUAAUAUUCUUUUAAUCUCUUUAUUUUCUCCUUCCAUACAUCACAAGCUAGGUGACUCGCGCGCUGGUCGUCCAUGCAAUCGAAUCGUCCUUCUCUACAGGCUGGAAAGCUCGGCUUGCCAAGUUCCCCCGCAUGCACUCGUCUCAGGAGAGAUGCGCCUUUUGUGGAAGGUCACUCGCGAAACCAGAGCCAGCCCAUUGUGUCCAAUGCUACCCGCUCGUUGCGCUCUCAUGGACCCUCAGUAUCGGCUCCCGCCCAUGCCGUCCAUGCCGCCCAAGUAUCCUCUCGUCGUGCUGUAGGAGCCGCUCUUGGUUCUCGCUCCAACACGCGUGCAGGCAGUCGCCAGUCGAGUACCUCGGCUGGUUCCGAAUCAUCCGCUUCAUCCUUCUCAUUCCGGGACAGAAUGAACAGUCAGUUGUCUUCGUCCACUAGCUUAGAAGAUUAUCUUGAACCGCCAACAAAAUCUACUGGACCUGAUAAAUCACUCAAGACCGAUACGGACCAACAUGAAGACCCCGAGCAUGGUAGAUAUUUUUCAAUAUUGGAAAGUGGUGAUAGCGUAUGGAAUCGUGUUGCUGCGGCUGCAAGUGUCUUGACAGUUAAUGUCAAUAAAGCAUGGUAUUCAAGAGUUGGCGCUUCAGAAGAGGAAGAAACGGCACCUGGACGUGACUCGCAUUUGAUCCGUGUAAUGAAAGUCUAUCACCUUGCAAAGGCCCGUCAUCCUUCAGAUCUUCCUGACUGGCUCUUUGACGAGCGCGAACGGAAGCCAUCUCUCGGUUCUCGGUUCACACAGUUGCAAAGAGGCGCAUCAUCUGAUACUCAACCCAUGCGCCCUGUAACGCCCCGUUAUGUCUACGAUAACACAGCUCCUCGUGCAAUACCAACAAAGCAUUCACACACCACAUCCUACGUCCUUACUUCCCCAGAAAAGACAGGCUCAUCAAAGGCUGCGGAUCGCCUGAAGGCAUUCAGAGAUGCAAAGCGAGCUGAUUUGGGGGUGCGGCACGGUUCCUCCAAAUCAGAGAGCUUGUCCUACUCUCCAUCACGAUUUCAUACCAACGUGGAUGCAUAUCAUAAUGACAAUCACCGGGGCGCAUUGCCUUCUCCUACCAGACGACCCCUACUGUCGGCGCAGCCGUCUCAACCAGGCGCAUUCUGAUUCAGUUGGUCGUUCUCAAUCUGGAAGCGUAAGUCUCUGGGCGUACAAACUUGUAUGGAUAAAUAUUUUUCUAUACUUCAUGUACCUUCGGUGUCAUACAUGUAUGCACGGGUGUUGUAGAGAACCUACUCAAUUGACUCGAUGAUUGCUUACAUUU